CAACUCUUUUGAUUUUUAGCUUUAAAAAUUACGGAGUAUUAUGGAGUAAAAAUGAAUUAGGACGAAGGGAGUAGUGGCUGAUUUGAGGCGGAUAGAAUUUCCCACCGACGUAUGUUUGAUCCUCCCAAAGACCCUAUGCCAUUUCUGUGAAGAUUCGAUCUUGUAUUGCCAGGAUUUACUUCCAGACCUGUUCUUGUUGGGCGACAAUUAAAAAUCCAAUCUUGAUCUGGUAACCUCAAAUAUCUAUGCACCCAUUUUUGUGAAGAUUCGAUCUUUAUUCAGAUGUAAGAUCUCUUUUUUUAUAUAUUUGAAUGAAUAUGGACUCAUCAGCUAAUAUGAACAGCGGUGGAGGAGCAUAUCUGGCUUUUGCUAUCCUUCCAUUGUUGAAGCUCAUCUGUUUGACAGUCAUUGGUCUAGUUCUUGCACACCCAAAAGCCAAAAUUGUCCCCAAAGCCACUUUCAAGCUUCUCUGCAAGCUUGUCUUUGCUCUGUUCUUGCCCUGCACCAUAUUCAUCCACCUCGGCGAGGCCAUCACUCUCAAGAACUUCACUCUUUGGUGGUUCGUACCGGUGAAUGUGAUUUUAAGCGUUGUGAUUGGCAGUUUCUUGGGAUUCUUGGUGACCAAGAUUUGCAGGACACCCCCAGAGUUCAAAAGGUUCACGAUUAUCGCUACUGCAUUUGGGAACUCUGGGAAUCUUUCCCUUGCGAUUGUUGGAUCGGUUUGCCACAGUGCGGACAACAUUUUUGGCCCAAACUGCCAUAGCAAUGGAGUGGCGUAUGUGUCGUUUUCCCAGUGGGUUUCGGUGCUUCUUGUUUAUACUCUCGUGUAUCUGAUGAUGGAGCCACCAUUGGAGUAUUAUGAACUCGUUGAGGAAGAAGGUGCUGAGAUUCAAGAACAAUUGCCCCCUGCUAAUGAUCUGAGUAGGCCACUUCUUGUUGAAGCUGAGUGGCCUGGAAUGGAAGAAAAUGAAACAGAACACUGUAAAACCCCAUUCAUAGCCAGGAUCUUUUCUAGUGUUUCCAACAUCUCCCAAAGCUCAAUCCCAGAUCCUGGGAGUCCAAGACAGCUCAGAUCAAUGACGUGUUUGGCUGAGCCACGCGUGGUAAGGAAAAUGAGAAUCGUCGCGGAGCGGACCCCGGUCCACCGUGUCCUUCAGCCACCGAUGAUUGCAACUCUACUGGCUUUUGCCAUCGGGAUGACCCCGCCGCUCAAAUCUUUUGUUUAUGGCCAAAAUGCCCCUCUCUCGUUCCUAACCGACAGUCUUGAGAUAAUGGCCCAAGCAAUGGUUCCUUCCGUGAUGCUCAUCCUCGGAGCAAUGCUAGCCGAGGGCCCCAACGAGUCGAGGCUCGGCGUGGGGACCACAAUCGGCGUGAUUGUCGCGAGGCUUCUGGUGCUACCCGCGCUGGGGAUCGGGGUGGUUUUGGCGGCGGACAAGGCGGACAUUUUGAUCCCCGAGAACAAAAUGUACCGUUUUGUCCUCCUGUUGCAGUACACGACUCCCACCGCUAUCCUGUUGGGAGCGGUGGCUCGUCUGAGAGGAUAUUCUGUGAGCGAAGCUUCUGCACUUCUCUUCUGGCAGCAUCUGCUUGCAUUGUUGUCUCUUUCUAUAUACAUGAUUGUUUAUUUCAAACUGCUGCUCUCUUGAAGUUGAGGUCUGGUUUGAUCUUCUUCUUCUUCUUCUUCUGCAAUAAUGUUUCUCAUAGAGAACCAAAGCUUGCCAAUAGAAUCUUUGUGUCAUUAUUUUUUGUCCCCACAAAGAGGGAUUGCUUGUAAGAUAAGUGAUUCAGAACCCUUUUCCAAUUUUGUAAAGAAAUAACUCUUUUCCAG
Molecule: messenger RNA, 1828 nt
Organism: Cuscuta campestris
Lineage: Eukaryota; Viridiplantae; Streptophyta; Magnoliopsida; Solanales; Convolvulaceae
Source: the annotation of a GenBank genome assembly